AUGGAGAAUGGAAGUCUUUCAGCAGUGACAGAGUUCAUCUUCACCACCUUUCCCAGCCUCCAGGAUGGUAGUCUCAUGUACUUUUUCCCUUUGCUUUUUAUCUAUACUUUCAUUGUCAUUGGAAAUCUGCUGAUUUUCUUUGCUGUAAAAUGGCACAGCCAUCUUCAUAAUCCCAUGUAUAAUUACAGCAUCUUUUCCUCUCUGGAGAUCUGGUAUACUACAGCUACCACUCCUAAGAUGCUGUCCAACCUCGCCAAUGAAAAGAAGUCCAUCACCAUCACUGGCUGCCUCUUGCAAAUGUAUUUCUUCCAUUUGCUGGGAAAUUCAGAGGGGAUUUUGCUGCUCACCAUGGCUGUUGACAGAUACAUUACCAUCUGCAACCCUCUUCACUGUCAGAUGAUCAUGACCCCCGGGCUCUGUGUUCAGCUUUCUGCAGGCUCUUGCAUCUUCGGUUUCCUCAUCUUGCUUCCUGAGAUUGUGAUGAUUUCCACUCUGCCUUUCUGUGGACCCAACCAGAUCCAUCAGAUCUUCUGUGUCUUGGUCCCUGUGCUGAGCCUAGCCUGCACAGAUACUUCUAUGAUUGUCAUUGAGGAUGUGAUCCACGCUGUAGCCAUUAUCAUCACAGUUCUUAUUAUUGCUCUGUCUUACGUACGAAUUGUCAUCGUGAUUCUGAGAAUUCCUUCUGCUGAGGGUAGGAAAAAGGCCUUUUCUACCUGUGCUGGUCACCUCAUGGUCUUUCUGAUAUUCUUUGGCAGCGUGUCACUCAUGUACUUGCGUUUCAAUGCCACUUAUUCCCCAGUUUUAGAGACAGCCAUUGCACUGAUGUUUACUGUACUUGCCCCAUUCUUCAAUCCCAUCAUUUAUAGUCUUAGAAACAAGGACAUAAAGAAUGCAAUUAAAAGACUCUUCUGCCUUCACAAAGCUUUGAACACAUCUGGGGGUUAA
This is a messenger RNA of Acomys russatus (golden spiny mouse), 945 nucleotides long. Its product is annotated as olfactory receptor 6K3-like. Gene Ontology annotation, molecular function: olfactory receptor activity; G protein-coupled receptor activity. The record is from RefSeq and is a predicted model, not a curated record. Gene Ontology annotation, biological process: G protein-coupled receptor signaling pathway. NCBI's taxonomy places the organism in Eukaryota, Metazoa, Chordata, Mammalia, Rodentia, Muridae. Gene Ontology annotation, cellular component: membrane.